Pocillopora meandrina is the source of this 1771-nucleotide messenger RNA. Lineage: Eukaryota; Metazoa; Cnidaria; Anthozoa; Scleractinia; Pocilloporidae. The record is from the annotation of a GenBank genome assembly.
AUGGCGAUCUUUAGUGUGUACAUUCUAAAUCGAGCAGGAGGACUUAUUUAUCAUUACGAUCAUUUUACACCCAAAAGCGAGGUGGAAAAGACAUUUAGCUACCCUUUAGAUAUUAUGCUUCGCGAAGAUGAUAAGUUGGUCGUAAUAUUUGGUGAAAGAGAUGGCAUAAAAGGUAAUGAUUUUUUUCCUUCACCUUAUCUCGCUUUUUUUAAACCAGUGCUAAUGAAAUACUCUUUUCUGUUAGUUGGCCAUGCUUUGCUGGCAAUAAACGGUGAACCUGUAACAGGGAAACGCUUGCCUGACGGAAGAGAAGCAAUGGAAGUCAUAAAAAACCAAGAUAACUACCCAAUAUCCUUAAAGUUUGGUCGUCCAAAAUUGACAACAAACGAACGGAUCAUGUUAGCAAGCAUGUUUCAUCCGUAAGUUAUUCAGGUCCUAAUAACACAUGUGAAAAACUAACUAAUUUCAUGAGAACGAAUAUUGGAUUACGUUCCCGCUGUUUUGAGACCGUAAGUGAUCAGUGAGCAGAUCUUGAGUAGGAAGGGGGGGAGGGGAAAGAGAGACUGCAGAAAGAGGGAGGGGUGGGAGGGCAUCAGAGGGUAGAAGGAAGAAUGGAUGACCUAUUUAGUGGCAGUAUCUUUCACUUGUAAGGGUUCAUUCUUGAACGAAAUUCGCAUGUAAACAGGGUGUUUAAGAUGUUUACCUCUGAUCACAAACAGGCUUUAUGCAAUCUCUGCAAAGCUGUCCCCAGAACAGAGAUCUUCUGGAAUUGAAGUCUUAGAAGCUGACUCAUUUAAACUCCAUUGUUAUCAGACACACACAGGUGAGUUUGAAGGACAACUGACAACAAAUAAGUUUAUCUACCCUCAACACUAGUGUUAACAACUGUCUCCAUGCCCCAUGUAAACCAAUGAAGGAAAUGAUGCAGUUUAGGGACUUGGCUUCGUUUGUUCAAAGAGUGGAUAAUGCUAAUCACUGGAUAAAUCUAUAUCCAUUGGAUAGUGUAUUAUGUUUUUUUUGGCUUAUCCUCUGAAUAGCGAUUUAUUCAGCAGAUAAUCCACUAUCCACCCAUCAAAGAACCGGGGCCUGUUCUUUGAGGAAGUCUUCAAUCUUGUUCACGGAUCUCUCUUCUUCUUAUUAGCCCCCCCUCCCUACAACUCCCUUAUGUAAGAGAAACCUGCAAGAGGGCUGGGUUUGCCUCUUUUAUCUUUUAAUUGCAAUUGAAUACAUCUUAUUAUUACUCAUUCUCUGUGAACUCCCCACAGGCUUGAAGUUCAUUGUAUUAACAGACCCAAAACAACUUGGAAUGGAUAUUUUCCUCAAAAAAAUCUAUGAGCUGUAUUCAGACUUUGCCCUGAAGAACCCAUUCUACUCACUGGACAUGCCAAUAAGGUACAAUUGCCAGUAAAGAAUGGACAGUGUUGCACCAUAACUUAGCAUAAGAGCCAAAAAAUUAUAUUUUUUAUUAGCCUUUUUCCAGGAAAAGUAUCAUCUUACUCUUGUCACACAUUCUGAAGUUUUCUUUUCUUAUUAACCAAGAUCUCUUUGUAAGUAUGAAGCAUGUAAAAUAUUCAAUUGCCUACCCUCAAGAUUAAGUAUCUACAAAACUCAAUUAAAAAAAAAAAAACAAACUGUGAUUAGGGUAACCUAGAGACUUACGUAUUACUGUCUCUCUCCUUGCAGGUGUGAACUAUUUGAUACCAACCUACAGAAAGCCUUAGAACAGGCUGAGAAAUCAAAUCUUUAUUCAAGUAAUCCUUCCUUAGCUUAA